AUGAGGACCCUUCUGUUAUCCUUAGUCGUUCUGUUUUUCUCUCUGGUUAAAGGGCUCAGCCCCAACUGCAACAUUCAAGACCAGGGCUCAACCCUUCAAGUCAUCCAUGUCAACAGUCCUUGCUCCCCAUUCAGGCCUAAAACACCACUCUCAUGGCAAGACAAUGUCCUCCAAAUGCAAUCCAAGGACAAAGCUAGGCUCCAAUACUUGUCCAGCCUGGUUGCGAGCAAGUCCAUUGUCCCAAUUGCCUCUGGCAGGACCAUUACUCAGAACCCAACUUACAUUGUCAGGGCUAAGAUUGGAACCCCUCCCCAGACCCUGCUCUUGGCUGUAGACACCAGCAAUGAUGCUGCUUGGGUUCCAUGUACUGGCUGUGUCGGCUGCUCCUCCACCACCAUGGUGUUUGAUUCGGCAAAUUCUACCACUUUUAAGACUGUGGAUUGCAGUGCAGACCAGUGCAAACAGGUACCCAACCCAACAUGUGCAGGCACCACAUGUGGCUUCAACAAGACAUACGGUGGCUCCGCCUUCGCUGCCAACCUUGUGCAGGACACCCUCGUCCUCGCCACUGACCCGGUCCCUGGCUACACCUUCGGCUGCAUCCAAACUUCCACAGGCAGCUCCCUGCCGGCGCAGGGUUUGUUGGGGUUGGGGCGAGGCCCACUUUCUUUAUUGUCUCAAACAGAUAGUCUGUACAAGUCCACAUUCUCAUACUGCUUGCCCGGCUACAAAUCCACCAAUUUCAGUGGAUCACUAAGAUUGGGACCCAUCGGCCAACCCAAGAAGAUCAAAUAUACUCAAUUGCUUAAAAAUCCAAGAAGAUCAUCACUCUAUUAUGUGAAUCUAAUGGCAAUUAAGGUUGGAAAUAAAGUUGUUGAUAUUCCAGCCACCGCAUUUGCCUUCGAUCCCAGCACUGGUGCUGGAACAGUCAUUGAUUCUGGCACUAUCUUCACUAAUCUGGUGAAGGCAGCCUAUAUCCCAGUUCGAGACGAGUUCCGGCGGCGGAUGGGCAAUGCCACCGUGACCUCCCUUGGCGGCUUUGACACCUGCUACAUCGUGCCGAUUACCAUUCCCUCCAUCACCUUCAUAUUCUCCGGCAUGAACGUCACACUGCCGCAGGACAAUUUCAUCAUCCGGAGCACCGCCGGCACCACUUCCUGCUUGGCCAUGGCAGGGGCGGCCGACAAUGUCAACUCUGUUCUGAACGUAAUCGCGAACUUCCAGCAGCAGAACCACCGGAUCCUGAUUGACGUGCCCAAUUCCAAGCUCGGUGUGGCCCGUGAAACCUGCAGCUAG
Molecule: messenger RNA, 1296 nt
Organism: Fraxinus pennsylvanica
Lineage: Eukaryota; Viridiplantae; Streptophyta; Magnoliopsida; Lamiales; Oleaceae
Source: the annotation of a GenBank genome assembly